Psylliodes chrysocephalus is the source of this 5874-nucleotide messenger RNA. NCBI's taxonomy places the organism in Eukaryota, Metazoa, Arthropoda, Insecta, Coleoptera, Chrysomelidae. The record is from the annotation of a GenBank genome assembly.
GAGCGCGGACCGUGUGCACUGCCGUGACCGUUCACCUUGUAUUCGUAACAAAUGUGCACAUGUGAAAUCACAAACCGCGACGGUAUUUACAAUCAAAACAUCUCUGCACCGGACCUUUCAGUGACCAAACAGUGCCUAAUUCGAACCGCUAAUCAGUGCCGAUAAUCCUUUUUUAACUAUCAAAACGAUAAUUAACCUGUGCGAGAGUUUUAUUGACCUGCAACAAGUGUUUAACCUCUUUUAAACCGCAGUAUACCCGAUUUGUGAAUGAAAGUGAACCAACCACCCGAAUUAACAGCCAUAGUAAGUGCCAGUGGUUCAAAUAGUGCUAAAUUCUAGUUUGUUUUCAUAGAAGUUUUAAAAAGAUCCCGUCUGUAAACGGCCAUAUUGCAUACCACACGGAGAGAGACACAGUGCGGUUGUUAUGCGAGAUAGAGUGAGCACCUCGCGCUCUCCAGAGGCUGAACGACUUGCUACGCGGGGAGUGGAACUGAGGAAUGUUAGAGUUCUUCAUCUAACACACGUGCAUUGAUAUUAAAGAAAUGUUAUAAAAAAAACAUCGUUACUAUUAAUUGAUAAAUAAUGCGUCGGUAGUAAAACUAUAAAAAAAUGUGGCGAAUCAUAAAUUCUUUUUUACUCUUUGGUGCCAUACUUAUCGUAGGGGGUCGCACGCCCGGUCCGGGACCGGGAAGAACUUCUUUUGCCGCGGAACCAUUCUUCGGAUACUCGACUCAAAUGCAAUCGCGCGCCGUCGAUACUCGCGUUACUCUCGAAAUUCUGGAAGAACAACAACGAGGAAAGGCUGUCGGGAAGAUUCCAACGAAACCAGGAUUUACCUACCGAUUUAACGAACCACCGAAAGAGUUUACUCUGGAUGCGAACACGGGCGAAAUCAAAACAAACGUUAUUCUUGACAGGGAGAGCAUGAAAAAUGACAGGAUCGAUUUGGUAAUUUUAUCUAGUCAACCUACUUACCCUAUCGAAGUCAGAAUCGUUGUAGUGGAUAUAAACGAUAAUUCUCCAGAGUUUCCUGAGCCUAGUAUAGCAGUGUCGUUUUCUGAAAGCGCAGCUGCUGGGACUAGGUUGCUCCUAGAUUCGGCUACGGAUAGAGAUAUCGGAGUGAACAGUAUCAGCGAUAAUUAUACAAUCACAGCAGGAAAUAAGGACGAAAAAUUUAGACUAGUAGUUACUCCUAAUCCCACAGGAGAAACUUCCUAUCUACACCUAGAAACUACGGGAAAAUUGGACAGGGAAACUCAAGGUUAUUACGUUUUGAAUAUAUCAGCCAGGGACGGUGGUAAAAUUCCAAAAUACGGUUACCUACAAGUAAACGUAACCAUUUUAGAUGUAAAUGAUAAUCCGCCCAUAUUUGAUCACAGCGAUUAUAUUGUUUCUUUGAAUGAAAGCGUACCGCCUGGCACCCCAGUGUUACAAGUAAUGGCGACUGACAAUGACCUGGGGGAUAACUCAAAAAUAACUUAUUACCUCGCCGAUACCGAGCAUCAAUUCACCGUUGAUCCCGAGACAGGCGUAAUUUCAACAACGGAAAUUUUAGAAUGUCCACAGCAAAAUUGUAUUCAUCCAUCAAAACCCGGGGGUGCUUGUCCUAAAAGUUGCGUGUUUACGGUGUUCGCAAGGGAUCACGGUACGCCACGACAAGACGGCCGGACUUAUGUUACAGUGAAUUUGGUCGACGCUAACGAUCACGAUCCGAUUAUUAAAUUUAGAUACUUUCCUAGCACAGCGGGAUUUGCGACAGUGGAUGAAAAUGCGGGUAACGGUUCUGUGGUAGCUGCAGUGUCAGUCGUGGAUCAAGACGAAGGCCUUAAUGGAGAAACUACGGUAAGAAUUGUUUCUGGAAAUGAAUUAAACCAUUUUAGAUUAGAUUAUACUCCUAGUUUUGAUAUUGUGAGGGUAAACGGCGUGCUUGACAGGGAGGAAAUAUCCAAGUACAAUCUGACAGUCGUGGCAACUGAUAAAGGUUCACCACCACGCACGGCAACAGCUUUUUUAAUAAUCCACGUAAACGACGUAAACGAUCAUGAACCUGUAUUCGAGAAAAGUGAAUAUUCUGCCAUUCUCAGCGAGUUGGCGCCCCCGGGCACUUACGUAGCUGGAAUCACAGCCACGGACGAGGAUACCGGAGUCAACGCUCAAAUAUAUUACGCUUUUGUAUCUGGUAAUGAAAAUCAGUGGUUUUCUAUUAACGCUGACUCGGGGCUCAUAACUACACGUGCACCGCUAGACAGGGAAGUUCAAGGUACCGUCGAGUUGAAUAUAUCAGCGAGAGAUGGAGGGCCGAAUCCGAAAUGGGCGCACACUCAAUUAAAAGUCACAAUUUUAGACGAAAACGAUGAAGCCCCGGAAUUCUCGCAGUCUCGUAUUAACGUUAGUUUGUCUGAGAGCGCCCCACCUGGCACUCUAGUUGCAAUGUUAACUGCUUCGGAUCACGAUCAAGGGACGAACGGCAGCGUUGCCUACACUUUACAUCCAGCAGUCCGUCAAAGAUACGAAGACACUUUUGCUCUUGAUUCUCUCACCGGACAACUAAUCACAAAAAAGAAACUCGAUCGAGAAAAAAUCUCUAAUUACGAAAUUAACGUCAUCGCCAAAGAUCAAGGUAUACCCUCUCAAUCGUCUACAGCUACCGUGUUUCUAACAAUUUUAGAUGUAAAUGAUAACAACCCGGAAUUCUACCCACAAAAAUAUUUCUUAUCAAUAUCCGAAGACACCAAAUCCGGAAUAUCGCUGCUGAAAGUGACUGCCUCCGAUAAAGAUGACGGUGAAAAUGCGAUCAUAACGUACAAAUUAGAAAACGGCGGAGACGGUUUAUUUUCCGUCGACGAAUGGACCGGAAUUGUUACCCUGCAAGGCAGCUUAAAAAAUAUCCCGAAACCUUUGCACCGUUUAAAAAUUUCAGCGGUGGAUCAAGGCGAUAAAAAAGCAAUCGACGAUGCCACAGUCGAAAUAAUAAAAGAAGCCUACAUAGAAGAACUGCAUUUCGACAACUACGCCGGUUACGAUUUCCAAAUAGUCGAAGAUCCGAACGAUUUGCAAUCAUUCAAAAAACGGGACGUCGGCACCGUCCACGUACGAAACAACGAAGCGACUUACGCGAUUUUUUACGGCGAUCCCAAUCAUAAUUUCGAAAUCGAUGAAAACACCGGUAAAAUUGUGACGGCCAAGAAAAUAGAUCGAGAACAAACGAUGAGCUAUAGUUUAUCGGUCGUGGCGCGAGUCGGAUUGUCCUACGGUAAAACCACUGUAAAUAUUGUGGUACAAGAUUUAAACGACAAUAAACCGGUAUUCCUGCGCGACAAAGAAGAAAUUAAACUCCCCGAAAACGCCGCCGUGGGACAAGAAGUGUAUUUGGCUCGUGCAAGAGAUUUGGAUUCAGGCAUAAAUAGCAGGGUUACGUACAGUUUGAGUUAUAACCCUCACGAUCAAUUUAGGAUAUCCGAAGCCACCGGGGUCAUCUAUUUGAACAGGCCUGUACGUGCUGACCCGGGCGCUGUUUUGAACGUGGAAGUUACCGCUACGGAUGGAGGCGAGCAGCCACUAGCCUCCAAACACUCCGUAAUGAUUAUUAUCGAAGAUGUGAACGACCACACCCCCGUUUUUGAUCAUACGUCGUACGAGACUUCACUGUUAGAAUCCACACCAGUCAACGAGAGAUUCUUCGCAUUGGCUGCCAGUGACGCAGAUUUAGGGGCCAACGGUAGGAUUUCCUAUGCUAUUUCUGAGGGAAAUAACGAAAAUAAAUUCGGAGUUUUCCCAGAUGGAUAUUUAUAUGUCAAAAAACCGUUAGAUCGUGAAGAUAAAGACUAUUAUUCAUUGACUUUAACAGCAAGCGAUGCGGGAAAUCCAUCGCGAUCAUCGAUUGUGCCAGUAGUCAUCCACGUUAUCGAUGAAAACGAUAACAGUCCUGAAUUCACUAACAAUACCUUCAUAUUUAACAUUAGAGAAAACGAACCGCCCGAUUCAUUUGUUGGAAAACUGGCGGCGACUGAUAAGGACAUCGGCAGAAAUUCCGAGUUAAUAUUCUCCCUGUCAAAUUCGCAAAACGAUUUCGCGAUAGAUCCCAAAAACGGCUUCAUAAGAACGUUGCAUAUCUUCGACAGGGAGGAGCUCGUGCUGAACACGGGUCAGAAUGUCAUUACAUUAGAAGCGGCAGUGACAGAUAACGGAGUGCCUCGCCUCAAAGAUAAAGUUAAAGUUCACGUUAACGUGAUAGACGUGAACGAUAACCCGCCAAAAUUUUUGAGAACUCCCUAUAAGGUGCAAAUAUCCGAAGGCUCCUCUGUGGGAGCGCAAGUGCUUCGUCUGUAUACAACCGAUGCCGAUGAAGGCUUAAACGGCGAUGUAUUUUACAAAAUUGUCGGUGGCAACGAUGAUAGGCGUUUCGACAUUGAUGAAGCAACCGGGCAGAUAACUUUAUCGAAAUCAUUAGAUAGAGAGACGAAUUCGAAGUAUAAAUUAACGGUACUGGCGCACGAUGCUGGAUCGGGGAAGCGAUUAAGUUCAACGACGAUUGUUUCUGUUGAUAUUCUGGAUGAAAAUGAUAAUGCGCCGGAAUUUACGCAAAGCGAAUCGAGGAUUUCGGUGAGCGAAAUGACUCCUGUAAACACCGAGCUCAUACAGUUUAAAGCGACAGACGCCGAUCUUGGAGUGAACAGCGAAGUUGUUUAUUCGAUUACCGCUGGAAAUAGAAAAGACACUUUUCACAUCGACUCAAUGACAGGAGUACUGCAUUUGCAUAAACCGUUAGAUUUCGAGGAUUUGGCUUCCUAUCAGCUCAACAUUACAGCAUUCGAUAACGGCAAUCCGAGAUUAUCAACCACUAUUUUAUUCGCCAUUGCCGUCGAAGAUGCCAACGAUAAUCCUCCGUCGUUCCCCAGCACUGCUAUAGUCAGACAGAUUCGCGAAGGCAUCCCGAUUCACACCCCCAUCGUUACAGUGACGGCCGAUGACCCCGAUUCGGGUCUCAAUGGAAAAGUAUCUUACGCAAUAUCUUAUCAAGACCCAGAAGAUUAUAGAAGACAUUUCGGAAUAAAUACAAUUACAGGGGUUAUACAUACACUUCUACCGAUAGACAGAGAAACUAUUGAUACUUUCAGACUUACUGUAGUCGCUACGGACCAAGCAGUGCCGAUUCCAUCUCGAUUAUCAGCUGAUAAACUCGUUACUGUAAUCGUCGAAGAUGUUAACGAUAAUGCUCCGGUUUUCGUCUCGAUGAACGCUGCUAUUUUACCGAAAAUCGAUCACACUUUUAACCGGGAAGUGCCAAUUAUGAACGUAUUUGCUCGCGACCUGGACUCCGCCACUAACGGUCUGGUAACGUACGAAUUAGCCAGUGGUAACAGUGACUUAUUCAAAUUGGAUCAAAGUACGGGGGCGUUGAGGCUCCGCAAAGCCGUCUACGAUCCCGAACCGACUUAUCGUCUGAGCGUUAAAGCUACUGACGAGGCGGUGCAGAGUGAACGUAAAUCUACGGAAGCGUACUUGACUGUCAUAGCUACGAAUAACGCGAAAAACGGACCUGAAUUCGAGAGUAAUCUGUUUACCGGUAGUGUAUACGAAAACGAACCGACGGGUACUAGUAUCCUUAUGGUUUCAGCGAAAUCUAGUAUCGGGGAAGUUGAAUAUUAUGUGACGAAUGUGACAGGUGGUGGUAUACAAGUUGACAGGUUGUUCGACAUUGAUACCAAGUUGGGAGUUUUAUCGACUGCGACGGAAUUGGAUCGUGAAUUGGGAGUUGAUACAUACGAUAUAGAAGUGUAUGCUAUUGUCAAUGGUGCCGAUAGGAUUCAAACAUCAAAAACUAAGAUUAUUAUUUAUGUGGAAAUAGUUACUUCAGAAAGAUUUUUGAAAUAG